AAGCGGAGGCGCGCGGAACAGUCGCCGCGGCGAUUCCCGCCCAGCUCCCCUGCCCUGAGACAGCCUCCAGUGCUUCUGCUGUGUCCCAGGAAAUAAGCCUGAAGCAAGCACUCACCGUCCCUCAAGAAUGUGCCCUGACCCACCUUCCUCACCACGGUGGCAUCAGGGCCAGGCUCCUGUAACCGCCAGGCAGCGGCCCCGCCAUGUCCCAACCCCAGACCCCAGAGCAGGCACUGGACGCACCGGGGGACUGCCCCCCAGGCAGGAGAGACGAGGACGCCGGGGAGGGGAUCCAGUGCUCCCAACGCAUGCUCAGCUUCAGCGACGCCCUGCUGUCCAUCAUCGCCACCGUCAUGAUCCUGCCUGUGACCCACACGGAGAUCUCCCCAGAACAGCAGUUCGACAGAAGUGUACAGAGGCUUCUGGCAACACGGAUCGCCGUCUACCUGAUGACCUUUCUCAUCGUGACAGUGGCCUGGGCGGCACACACAAGGUUGUUCCAAGUUGUUGGGAAAACAGACGACACACUUGCCCUGCUCAACCUGGCCUGCAUGAUGACCAUCACCUUCCUGCCUUACACGUUUUCCUUAAUGGUGACCUUCCCUGACGUACCUCUGGGCAUCUUCUUGUUCUGUGUGUGUGUGAUCGCCAUCGGGGUCGUGCAGGCAUUCAUUGUGGGGUACGCAUUCCACUUCCCGCACCUGCUGAGCCUGCAGAUCCAGCGCUCUGCUCACAGGGCUCUGUACCGACGACAUGUCCUGGGCAUCGUCCUCCAAGGCCCAGCCCUGUGCUUUGCAGCAGCCAUCUUCUCUCUCUUCUUUGUCCCCUUGUCUUACCUGCUGAUGGUGGCUGUCAUCCUCCUCCCCUACGUCAGCAAGGUCACCGGCUGGUGCAGAGACAGGCUCCUGGGCCACAGGGAUCCCUCGGCUCACCCAGUGGAAGUCUUCACCUUUGACCUCCACGAGCCACUCAGCAAGGAGCGGGUGGAAGCCUUCAGCGACGGAGUCUACGCCAUCGUGGCCACACUUCUCAUCCUGGACAUCUGCGAAGACAACGUCCCGGACCCCAAGAACGUGAAGGAGAGGUUCGGCGGCAGCCUCGUGGCCGCCCUGAGCGCGACCGGGCCGCGCUUCCUGGCGUACUUCGGCUCCUUCGCCACGGUGGGACUGCUGUGGUUCGCCCACCACUCGCUCUUCCUGCAUGUGCGCAAGGCCACGCGGGCCAUGGGGCUGCUGAACACGCUCUCGCUGGCCUUCGUGGGCGGCCUCCCACUAGCCUACCAGCAGACCUCGGCCUUCGCCCGGCAGCCCCGCGAUGAGCUGGAGCGCGUGCGCGUCAGCUGCAUCAUCAUCUUCCUGGCCAGCAUCUUCCAGCUGGCCAUCUGGACCACGGCGCUGCUGCACCAGGUGGAGACGCUGCAGCCCUCGGUGUGGUUUGGCGGCCGGGAGCAUGUGCUCAUGUUCGCCAAGCUGGCCCUGUACCCCUGCGCCAGCCUGCUGGCCUUUGCCUCCACCUGCCUGCUGAGCAGGUUCAGCGUGGGCAUCUUCCACCUUAUGCAGAUCGCCGUGCCUUGCGCCUUCCUGUUGCUGCGCCUGCUCGUGGGCCUGGCCCUGGCCAGCCUGCGGGUCCUGCGGGGCCUCACCCGGCCUGAACACCCCCCGCCGGCCCCCACGGGCCAGGACGACCCACAGUCCCAGCUCCUCCCUGCCCCCUGCUAGCGGCCAGAGCCCACUCCCAGCCGUCCCCACCAGAGAUGGACCAGGGAGGACAGGACGCUGGGCAGGGGAAGCCAAGUCGCGGGCAGGCCGCAGUGGUUCUUGUGUGGCCUGAUUUUAUUUUCAUUGUGAAAUAUCAUGCUCUAUUUCAGUCCUCAAA
This is a messenger RNA of Symphalangus syndactylus (siamang), 1875 nucleotides long. It is a transcript of the gene TMEM175, whose product is annotated as transmembrane protein 175. Gene Ontology annotation, molecular function: proton channel activity; potassium channel activity. NCBI's taxonomy places the organism in Eukaryota, Metazoa, Chordata, Mammalia, Primates, Hylobatidae. The record is from RefSeq and is a predicted model, not a curated record.